Molecule: messenger RNA, 1996 nt
Organism: Macadamia integrifolia
Lineage: Eukaryota; Viridiplantae; Streptophyta; Magnoliopsida; Proteales; Proteaceae
Product: inorganic phosphate transporter 1-4-like
Exons: 2
Coding region: 198-1787 (529 amino acids)
Biological process (GO): transmembrane transport; phosphate ion transport
Cellular component (GO): membrane
Molecular function (GO): phosphate transmembrane transporter activity
Source: RefSeq, a predicted model, not a curated record
GAGAAUGGAAGUGGGUAGGGGGAGAGUGAAUAUGCCGCCGGAGAUUCCACUGCCUUGUUCUAAUAAAUACAGAAUUGUUCUCCCUUGACUUUCACUCGUUCUUCCGCAUUCAAUUCUUUCCCUUUCACAUUCAAAUCCUCCCCGGAAUUUCACUCGUGGUGGAGUGAAAUUUCAGUUGGGUAGGUAGCCAACAAGCCAUGGCGAACGAGAAAUUGGAGGUGCUUACAGCACUUGAUGCAGCAAAGACACAAUUUUACCACUUCACUGCAAUCGUAAUUGCAGGAAUGGGUUUCUUCACGGAUGCUUAUGAUCUGUUCUGCAUCUCACUUGUCACCAAGUUGCUUGGUCGCAUCUACUAUACCAAGGAAGGAGCAGAGAAGCCAGGGUCGUUACCUCCAAAUGUAUCAGCCGCAGUCAAUGGUGUUGCUCUGUGCGGCACACUUGCAGGUCAGCUCUUCUUUGGCUGGCUUGGUGACAAGAUGGGUCGUAAGCGUGUCUAUGGUAUGACCCUUCUUCUCAUGGUCAUCUGCUCCAUUGCCUCUGGACUCUCUUUUGGCCACACCGCAAAUGGGGUCAUUUCCACACUCUGUUUCUUCCGCUUCUGGCUUGGGUUUGGCAUUGGUGGCGAUUACCCUCUCUCUGCAACAAUCAUGUCUGAAUACUCCAAUAAGAAGACUCGUGGUGCCUUCAUUGCUGCUGUGUUUGCUAUGCAAGGCUUUGGGAUUUUAGCUGGUGGCAUCUUCGCUAUUAUCGUUUCUUCAGCUUUCACAGCUAAGUAUGAUGUCCCUGCUUAUCAAGUUGAUCCAAUUGCCUCAACCCCGCCUCAGGCCGAUUAUGUAUGGCGCAUUAUUUUGAUGUUCGGUGCCAUACCUGCUGCACUAACUUUCUACUCGCGUUCGAAGAUGCCUGAGACUGCUCGUUACACUGCUCUUGUAGCGAAGAAUGCAAAACAAGCAGCGGCCGACAUGUCUAAGGUUCUGCAAGUCGACAUUGAAGCAGAACAGGAAAAGAUUGAGCAAAUGUCAGAGAAUAAAGCGAAUUUAUUUGGUUUGUUCUCCAAGGAUUUUCUCCUCCGUCAUGGGCUUCACUUGCUUGGAACCACCAGUACAUGGUUCUUACUAGACAUUGCUUUCUACAGUCAGAAUUUGUUCCAGAAGGAUAUCUUCAGUGCUAUUGGGUGGAUUCCCCCUGCAAAGACAAUGAGCGCCGUUGAGGAAGUCUUUAGAAUUGCAAGGGCACAAACGCUUAUUGCUCUAGUCAGUACUGUCCCUGGAUACUGGUUCACGGUUGCUUUAAUCGAUGUCAUGGGAAGGUUUACAAUUCAAUUGAUGGGUUUCUUCUUCAUGACAGUGUUCAUGUUUGCGAUUGCCAUCCCUUAUCAUCACUGGACACUGAAGGAGAACCGAUUUGGUUUUGUAGCAAUGUACUCUUUGACCUUCUUCUUUGCGAAUUUUGGUCCCAAUGCUACGACAUUCGUGGUUCCAGCAGAGAUCUUCCCUGCCAGGCUGAGGUCGACAUGCCAUGGAAUCUCAGCAGCAGCUGGUAAAGCAGGGGCUAUAGUGGGGGCAUUUGGGUUCCUCUACUUAGCUCAAAAUAAGGACAAGGCGAAGACUGAUGCAGGUUACCCACCUGGUAUUGGAGUCAAGAAUUCACUCAUCGUGUUGGGUGUGAUCAACUUCUUAGGCAUGCUCUGCACACUGUUGGUGCCCGAGUCUAAGGGCAAAUCCUUGGAGGAGAUGUCAGGGGAAUAUGAGGAAGAAAACAAGAAUAAUGCAGAAAAAGAGUAGCAGGUCAGCUAAAGCAGAACUGUUCCAGCUUAAUCUCAUAUUUACUGCUAGUUAUUGUUCUUGGGGUGUUCAGUUUCUGGUCUACCCUGAGACUGCACAUUUGUAAUUGAUAUAGUAUUCAUUCUUGUUCUUUUACUCUUCUUUCGUGAUUUUGUUUAGUGAUAAUUUUGGAGAUUGAAUUAUUUGGUUGAGUAUAUCUACCUUCUUCA